Molecule: messenger RNA, 5968 nt
Organism: Chrysemys picta bellii (western painted turtle)
Lineage: Eukaryota; Metazoa; Chordata; Testudines; Emydidae
Molecular function (GO): heparin binding; calcium ion binding; protein binding
Source: RefSeq, a predicted model, not a curated record
UUGUCUUCAUGAUAUCGGCGUAUGCAAGUCCUCACGGAAUAAAAACUUUACUCGGUGUAAUCUUUUUUUAUGAGGAAUCUUCCCCCCCGAGACCAGGGCGCUGGAGUCGCAAGAGUUAAAGGGAGGUGCUUGGGAAAUUGGAUGCUAAUGAAGUCUAAGGAAUGACUUCACUCUACAUUAACAUUCUUCCAGGCUUGCAGAGGUCAGUCCCCACUACUGGGGAAGGAAACUCCUCUGCUCCCUACCUGGCCCUUGCAAGCCGCCCAGCUCCAGAGAGCGUGGCCUUCUCAAGUGCAGCUCCGCGCCGUCUCUUAGAUGCGGCUGGAGAUGCUGCGGUGGGCUCGCUGCUGCUGCUGGCUGGGUGUUUGCCUCUCGCUGCUGGGGGAAGGGGGAGGAGGCAGCGGCGCUGCCGGCUGCCGGGGCACCCUGUGUGGCGACGGCGGCGGUGAUCGAGAUCCGCCCAGACAGCAGUGCCUGGGGCCCCGCUGCUCGGGCAGAGCCAGCCGCCCGUCCCGCUCCUUCCCUCACACCGUCACGCCCGCCCGCGGCAAGCAGGCGCCGAGCGCCCCGCACGCUGCCCCUCUCCCCGCCUUCCCCUCCAGGAGCACGGCCGAGCUCAGCCCGGAGCUCCCUGCCCCGGCCGCUAGGGGCGCCGGGGAGACCUGCCUGGGAGGGGACUGCGCCGCCCGGGCCCCCAACGGCACCAGCCGGGACUGCAAAGGCGUUGAAUGCAAAUUGCCCCUGCGGCUCCGCCACAGGUCCCGGCCGGGCAGCAGGGCUCAGUGCGCCCAGCAGGGAGAGCCCUGCCCGGAGCCCGCCCUGCUCCGAGAGGCAGAGCGAGCCGCCCAGUUCCUCGCGGAAGACUUCGCCUACCCGGCCUCGGAGCUGGGCGUGCAGCUCACCUGCGACCUCAAACCAGGAGAAAAUGAAGUUCCAUCUGAAGAUGCACUAAUAUUACAACUGCAGCUUGCAAAAGGCCAAGAGAAAUUUGUUGAAAUGUUAAAAAGCCAACAGAAGAUAAUUGUGGAUUUGCAACAAAAACUUGCUGAACAACAGAGCACGUUAGUUAGCCAGCAACGAGAAAUUCUUGAACAACAAAGAAAAAUGUAUGAGCAAAUGGAUCUGAUAAAAGUCCAGUAUGGCAUGCUUUUCGACACAGUGAAACAAAUGUCAUUCCAGAGUUUGCAUGAGGAUAUUCAACAUUAUUUUGAAGCUCAGCUUCAAGGACUUCAGAACCAGGUCAGAAAUCAUCUCCAGAAGUCAUACUCUGUACAUAAAGUAGAAGUUGAUGCAAAAGUGAUUGAUGUUGGGGAGUCUUUGCUGGACUGCGGCCUUUGUAAAACUGAUGAAUUUUGCAAUUUUCAAAAGACACCAUCACAGUGUGAAAAAUGCACCUUGUGCCCUGCUGGCUUUUUCCAAAUGUCUGAAUGUUCUGCAAACGCCGAUCGGAUUUGCCAGGACAGAGACGAAUGCAUUGAAUCUCCCAACAUUUGUGGUGAGAGAAUAAAAUGCCUGAAUACUCCAGGUGGCUUCCGAUGCCUUGGAAUUGCUGAAAAAGAUGCAGCCUUGGGACUGUGUGGAGAGGAAUAUUUCUUUAAUAAAGAAAUGCAGGAAUGCCAGGCUUGUUCAGAGUGUGAAGACGGAAUAGUAGCUUUCUCUUGCUCCCCAGUCACUGACACUGUUUGUUCAGCAGCCAGCGAGAACAAGCUUUCUGAAUCGUGGGCUGCAAACAUUAUUUUACCCUCAGUAAAGUCUGGCACUUCUCAGGUCUACCCUGGUUUAAACUUGAAGAUAAAGGGAAAGCUUCACUGUGAAGUUGUAUCUGUUGAAGAUAACAGCCUGGUAUUCAGGCAACAUGGUUUGAUGUGGACUGACCUCAAUUUUGCUGUAAAGCACAACUGCAGAAACUUUCUCCAGCUGUCCUUGAAAUUAAAUGACACUGAGGAAGGCUGUGAACUGAGUGGUGUUCGUAUCGAACAACCAGAAGGAAAAUAUUUUCAGAGCACAAGUUUAAGCAGCGCGGCAGAGGUGGAACCAAGCCAAACUCUCUCUCUCUUUCUGAAGAGUCCAAAUCAAUUCUGCAAUCAAAGUAAAGACUUAAAUAUUUUUGACCUCAAUACUCCACUCAGUUUGUUUUGGUUGUCCCAUGAUACAGGUGCGGUGGCUAUGAGUGCACAGAUGUCAACUGCAAUGCACUACCAAACUAAUUAUCGACCUACUUUUAAAGUUAUUUCCGUUUCUGACCCUUACAUGCUAAGUUUAUCUCACGAUGGCAGAGCUAUAAAGUUUACUGAAACAGGUGUCAUAAAAUUUGUUUUUCACCAAGCACUCUAUUCCAUGGGCCAUACAUGUGUUCGUGAAGGCUUUUCCUUGGUCUCUUAUAUGAAUAGGAAUGGUACUAACCGAGAAUUAAUGAACAUGUAUAAAUCUGGUGUAAAUUACAGAGACACAUCAAUAUCUGCUUCUGGGGCCACAAAAGUCAACAGUGGAGAUCUACUUAGCUUUGAGAUCCGUUCUCCAGCUCAAUGUAACGUUCGAUAUUUUGGAGACAGCUCUGGAAUUAGUAUGCUUAGCCUCAUCUGGAUCCCAUCUGCAGUUUCCACUGCCAUCUCAGCCACAGUCUCUGUUACACGACUGCCUACAGGAGCUGUCAGAAACAAAUUACUGGAUUUCACCCAGGUCUCAGCCAGUGAGAAACAAAUACAGCUUGUUUCUUCUGGAGAACUUGCUCAAAAGUACUUCAGAUUUACUGAAAGGGGAGUUGCUAGCAUUGUUUUUAAUUUAAAGCUGAUCCACUCAUGUAAUGUACUCAAAGUGACUCUAAAUCAUUUGAUCAGUGAUCAGAUGCAACCCACAGCAAUUGGCCAGCAAAUUGGAGGUCAAAUGCCUGAGGGAAGUAUAUGGACCAGUGUGUCCCUCCGCUCUUCUUUCGAAGUGCAUAAUGGUACAUUGAUAUCCAUUUCUCUUGACUGUGUGCGUGGAAGAAUCAAUCAGAUCGCUCAUGAACAUAGCACCAGCAUAUCCAUUUUAUGGAUUUCAUCUUAGUUACUUUCGAGUGAAGUAAGCCUGAAUGGACAGUUUUCAAUGGGUUUUGAAUUUUGUCAUACUACGUAUGUUCAGAACCAUAGAUUGUGUGAACAUGUACAGAACAUUGCAUUAAAAUAUUCUUACCACUGGAAACAUUUUAAAAAUAAUCUUUGGUUGGAUUAUCAUCUAAACAAAAGUAAUGUUUCUGCUUUUCGAAAGGGAUUGCUCUGUUGACAUCUUGGAUCGUAGUGUCAGGAUUCCAGCUCAGGCUCUACUUCUUACAAAGCAUUCUCUUGAACUCAGAUUUUGCAGGACCUACAAAAAUAUGAGGGAAGGUAAAUAGAAUAAAAUGCUAUUAAAAAAAAAAAAGUACUGAAAUUGGCAAGAGCAAAGACACCCAAACAAUCUAGGCCUGAUUUCAAAUGCCAUUAUCCCUUACUACAGCUGGGUAAUGCAAGGACUACAUGCGCUUGCCUUAGGUAUUACAAACUCAUCUUGUCAGGCUCUGACAUAGCGGUGUUUCCCGUAUAUAGGCAGAGAGAAAGUAUGCUUCAGACUAAAGGCAAAAGAGUAACAGCUCAGCAUUCAUGCUUAGAAUGUAAAAAAGAGGGUUGGUCAACAAAUAUAAUGUAAUUUUCACCCCCCUCCCCAGCCCCUCAAAAAUGUAAGGUAAAUGACAAUUUUAGUGUUAUUUAUAAUGGAAAAAAAUGGUUUUAAGUGUCUUUGGGGGAAUGGGUGUUUCCUUCCACUUUUUUCUUUCUCACUUUUUUUUUUUAAGCUGCUUUCCCCCCAAAAAAUGUGUGUGGAGGGAAUAAAAAAGAGGAAGCAGGGGAAACACCUCCCACAAAAAAGCUUCUUAACCCCCCCCCAAAUCAACAACAACAACAACAACAACAACAAUCUCAGAAGAAACAAAAUGAAACUUUUUGAAAUAAAUAUUUGUUCCACGAUGAUUUGUUGAGAAAAUAAUAAUUAUUAUUUUAUUUUUAAUUUUGGCUUAAAAACAUUUAAAACAAAAAUGCAUCUUUUUGGUGAAAAUGUUCAGUCAGCUCUAAUAAGAAAAUGUAAUUAAUAGCAUUGACUUUUGUUUGCUCUUUUUCCAGGCCUUCCAUCAAACUUCAAAUUUUGACUAUGCUGUAUUUGGAUGGGAUUACAAUAUUUAUGGAAUUGCUUGUGUGUCCUAAUAUGGAUGUACUCAGUGAAAUUUUUUACAGCACAGAUCAUGUACAUGCUGUAAUUGCUUACUUUGUAUGUGUUUUAUGUAUUGGUUAGAAAUGGCACUAGGCAGGUACCAGUGAGAAUUAUAAAUAUUAAGGCUAAGGAAAAGCUUUCAGAGUAGAAGUGCUUCACUACACUAUGCUCCUGAUUCUGCACUCCUAGCAAUCCCAAAACUUUCAAGUCAAAGGCAGUUUUGGAUGCACUAUGGCCGGAAUGCAAAGUCUGGCUCCUAAGUGGUUAAACUAAACAUCACAAAUACUGCUUCUCUUUCACUAUUUGUUAUCUCAGAGGAUGCAGGCAGAUUAGGACAGAUCACUGUCUCUCCAAAUACUUCUUUAACAAUAAUUUACAGCAAAUUUCACUUUCAAGUGGGUUGUAGCCAAUUGUUUCCUUGCCCUCCUCACUAAAAAUACCCUACAUCUAUAUUUCAGUCCAGAUUUUGCCUUUGGUUACACGAACGUAAGCCUGGAGUAACUAGGAAUCACUUUUGAUUUACACCAGUGUAACUAAGAGCAGACUAUGGGCCUCCAUAUUUUUAUAUGUGCUCUGAAGCCAGUACCAUGUACUGUAUGACAUGAUCACCAACAGUGCCCUGUAAUCCUACACCAAAUAUUAUUCAAAAGGAAUUGGGCAUAGUGAAAAUGAACGUUAAUGUUAUGGUACCCAAAAUGUAACCAAAUUGCAUAUUUUCCCUAUAAUUGGUUUAUUUUAUCCACUUUUGUUGACCAUUCUUGAACUCCUUUAAUCAAAUCAAUGUAAUGUUAACUCUUUCUAAUAUCAGAAUCCUGUACAUUGGAUACUUCAAGUGCAAAAUCCAUUUAUAAACAACAUUUUGCUCCAAUGCCAUGGAGUCCUUGCUCACACAGAGUGGUACUUUUCUCUGUGAGUAGUUCCAGUGCAGGUAAUUGCAAUGUAAGGUACUGUGCAGUAUGAACAAGGGUGGCAGAAUCUGGCCAAUACAGAUAAAGAUGGAUAAACAGAACCUAUUCUAAUGCAUAUAUGCAGCCCUGUAGGUUACUACUUUACAGUAUGUAUGUAACAUGCAGUAGUUCAUUGUAAUAAACUUGUCCAUUACAGAAGGGAAAUACUUUAGACUUUCUAAUGCUCCUUAUAUAUAGGAAAGAUAAUUUGGUUUAUAGCAGACUGCCAUUCCUGUAUAAUGACAUUCUGCUUCAAUGUGUGUUCUAAACAUUUUGCAACUGUAAAAAAUUUUAUCUGAAUAUAUUUUAUUACUUUUACAAAGUUUUUAUAUUUCUCUAGUGUCAAACCUGGAAGGAUAUCUUAAGUAUACUUUAAUUUAAUAUUGUGUUUUUGUGCUUUCUGUUGGUGUUUAUGCAGAAUACAGUACAUUAUGAAAACUACAUUUAGUUUAUGGGGUUUUUUUAAUCAGGUAUCAUGUUUCCAAAUAUUACCUUGAUUUAAAAAUAUUGUUUGUAUUACAAUAUGUAUUAAGAAAAUUUAACACAAAUAAAACAGACUGACUUGAAUGUUGCUUAAUGUCCUAUUACCAUGAUGGGGUGAAAUCCUAGCCCACUGAAGUAAAUUGGUGUUUUACCAUUGUCUCAUCAUUGCUUGCCUGUGAUAUUUAAAUUGUGUUAGGCCUGUAUUUCUAGGGGACAUCAGAGUUUUGGGGUUUUUGCAAAUUUAGCUAUCUGAAUAGUUAAAAACUUGUAAUUGAUGUUAUCAAGCUGAUAAAUGCUUUUAAUAAAUUAAUUUAUUUUAA